Aegilops tauschii subsp. strangulata is the source of this 300-nucleotide messenger RNA. The record is from RefSeq and is a predicted model, not a curated record. Lineage: Eukaryota; Viridiplantae; Streptophyta; Magnoliopsida; Poales; Poaceae.
AUGCCUGCACGCCCGCGCUGCCGCCUCGCCUCGCUCCUGCAGGCCCGCCCUGCCCACCCGACCGUGCCCGCCUCGCCGCGCGCGCGCAUGCCGCGCCACCGCCCGCGCCUCGCCCCGCCCUCCCUGCGCCCGCCUCGCCCCGCCUGCCCUCGCCUCGCCGCACUCGCGCCCACCGCGUUGCCGGCCUCCCCUCGCCCCGCCCUGCCCGCGCCCGCCUCGGCCCGGGCUGCCGGCCUCCCCUUGCCCCGCCUUGCCUCGCGCUCGCGCCCCGCCUGCAGCCGCCGCGCCCGACCGCCCUAG